CUUGCCGGUUGCUGGUGGCAAUCCUCGACUAAAUUUAUGACAUUCUUUUCUUGUCGAAUGGGAAUGUGGCCAAAAGAGAUCAUCUUGUAGGAAAGAUGGGCGUGGUGUGACUGACGGACACCACCACUGUAACGAUCACGUGUUGGUGGAGAUGAGGAGCAACCACCGCAGCGUCGAUAUCGACGGUGCAGCUCCAAUUCUUCAGAUUUCCCCAGAAGUUCCUGCGUCAAGACUCAUGACACCGUUUCUGGUGGAUCUCGGCACAAGACCAUUCAUUUUUCCAUCUCAACCUUGUAUGCAGCUCUACGGUCAUGAAUAGAAUCAUGCGACUUUGAUUCUCGCCCUUGCAUUACUGAAAUGUAUCACCAAUUGGUCCAUUUUUCUCACUAGUCGAACCCAGGUCGUGUUGACAGAUUUGAAAAUGUCGCUCACCAAAUCAGUACCAGCCUCAUUAAGAGCCCUCAGAUCCUCUGGAGGGACGCCAUGUCUCGCUCGUCCCAUCCGAUGCCCCUCCUCUAGCUUUUUUGCUCCCAUUCCCCGAUCUGCCUUUUCGACCUCAAUACCUCGCGGCACCCAGUCAGAUCCCCUGUCCCGGCAGCGGGUGCGUAUGAAAAGACCCUACCUACGAAUAUCACUUGGAGUUUUAUUCGUAAGCAUUCUGGUGUACAAUAUGGCUACUGGCACCCCCACCGCCAAUGACUCCCCUCCAAUCCAGCCCACCUCUCUGGCCGAGGUGGAUGAGAUCACCAAGCAAAAGACAAACAUUACACGCAAGUCGCCAAUGCGGUUGCGGAUGGAAGCUUUAAUCAAGGAGCACCAGAAUCGAAUUGUGUUUGCACUCGAGAACAUUGAUGGCAAAAAGUUCCAGCGCGACGAAUGGAACCGCCCAGCCGGGGGCGGAGGGAUUUCGUGUGUUUUACAGGAUGGCAAUGUGUUUGAAAAGGCUGGCGUCAACGUCAGCGUUGUCUAUGGCGAAUUGCCACGUUCGGCCAUUGAAAAGAUGCGAUCGGACCACAAAUCUUUUGUUGCUUCGGAUGUGGAAAAACUCAAUUUCUUCGCUGCUGGUCUCUCUCUCGUCCUACAUCCUCACAAUCCUAUGGCCCCGACUGUCCACCUCAACUAUCGAUAUUUUGAAACGUCAGAUCCUCGAGAUCCUGUCAAUGCCACCGGCACGGCACCCCAGAAUUGGUGGUUUGGAGGUGGAACCGAUCUGACACCAUGCUACUUAUUCGAGGAGGAUGCCAAACACUUCCACAAAACCCUCAAGGCGGCCUGCGACAAGCAUGACAAGGAUUACUAUCCUCGUUUCAAGGAUUGGUGUGAUCAAUAUUUCCGGAUCCCACACCGAAAUGAAUCUCGGGGCAUUGGUGGCAUCUUUUUCGAUGACCUGGACAGUCUAACUCAGCCAAAUUCCAAGAAUGCGCAAGAAGAUCUAUUCCAGUUUGUUGCGAGUGGCUUAGAGUCCUUCUUACCUGCCUACCUACCUAUCAUCAAGAGACGAAAAGACAUGCCUUUCUUGCCUCAACAAAAAGAAUGGCAGCAGAUCCGGCGGGGCCGCUAUGUGGAAUUCAAUCUGAUCAAUGAUCGUGGCACUAGUUUUGGGCUUCGAACUCCUGCUGCACGGGUAGAGAGCAUUCUCAUGAGUCUUCCUUUGACAGCCCGCUGGGAGUACAUGCACCCAGUCUGUGGAACUGGAGUGGUGGAAGACUCAGAAACAGAUGAACAGUAUGAAAAAGAAAAGGAGGUCAUGGAAGUCCUCCGAAAUCCCCGAGCAUGGGUCUAGACUAUAGAAUGGGCGUACAGCAUAGCAAGGAGGUAUAACACCGGCAUCACAGUCCAGCCCCGUAUAAAACUGGCUUGAAGCGUUGUACAGUAUGAGUUUGGUAUCUAGGUAAUGCAAGACUGUGAACUUGGAAUCUCGACUGGGGGUAGCAGUUUUCAGCCUCCAUAAAUUUACAUGUGUACGUAGGGGAGGGACACAGACACCCAGCGACCUUGGGCAGGUACCCCGAGCAUUAGGUAUCGAGGCGCCCCAGACUGUCCCCAAGUAUUUACUUGGUCCCUUUACUUCCUUUAGUCCACCGAGCAGUUAUUUAUAUCUAUGGCCAAGUUAGGCAGGCGACUGUUACAGUACAGAC
This is a messenger RNA of Exophiala mesophila, 2138 nucleotides long. RefSeq lists its product as uncharacterized. Gene Ontology annotation, molecular function: coproporphyrinogen oxidase activity. The transcript has a single exon. Gene Ontology annotation, cellular component: cytoplasm; mitochondrial intermembrane space. Lineage: Eukaryota; Fungi; Ascomycota; Eurotiomycetes; Chaetothyriales; Herpotrichiellaceae. The coding region runs from base 422 to 1783 and encodes 453 amino acids. The record is from RefSeq and is a predicted model, not a curated record.